Cylicocyclus nassatus is the source of this 744-nucleotide messenger RNA. NCBI's taxonomy places the organism in Eukaryota, Metazoa, Nematoda, Chromadorea, Rhabditida, Strongylidae. The record is from the annotation of a GenBank genome assembly.
AUGCUCAAAUACGCAUUCGUCGCAUUUGCGGUAUUUGCUGCAUGUGAAGCAUUUUUGUUUCCACCAAUGAUGGGUGGUGGAGGAAGUAGUUGUUGCCCUGCGCCAGCCCCAGCACCAGCGGCGCCCUGCUGCCCACCUCCAGCUCCACCACCAGCUCCUUGUUGUCCACCUCCAGCUCCUCCUCCACCACCUCCAGCCCCAUGCUGUCCUCCUCCACCAUCACCUUGCGGAGGUGGAGGCGGAGGAGGAUGCGGAGGAGGUGGCGGUGGUGGUUAUGCACCUCCUCCACCGGCGUAUCCUCCUCCAUCUGGCGGAGGUUAUGCUGCUCCUCCAGGAGGUGGUUACGCUAUUGCUGGCAAGAAGAUGAUCAAAUACGCAAUCGUCGGAUUUGCGGUAUUCGCUGCAUGUGAAGCAUUCUUGUUCGGAAGUAUGGGCGGAGGAGGAGGAGGAAGCUGCUGCCCUGCCCCAGCACCGGCACCGUGCUGCCCACCUCCAGCUCCCGCACCAGCACCGUGCUGCCCACCUCCAGCUCCCCCACCAGCACCGUGCUGCCCACCUCCUCCAUCACCUUGCGGAGGCGGCGGCGGAGGAUGCGGAGGAGGCGGCGGUGGCGGAUAUGCAGCUCCUCCAUCUGGUGGCGGUUACGCUACUUCUGGUGGAGGUGGUUAUCCUUCCGGAGGAGGUGGUGGCUACCCUACCGGAGGAGGCGGCGGCGGUGGCUACGCUAUGGCUGGCAAGAAGUAA